This is a messenger RNA of Nicotiana tabacum (common tobacco), 951 nucleotides long. The record is from RefSeq and is a predicted model, not a curated record. NCBI's taxonomy places the organism in Eukaryota, Viridiplantae, Streptophyta, Magnoliopsida, Solanales, Solanaceae.
AUGACCACAAUUCGGUGUAUUCUUGCUAUUGCAGUCAAGAAAAAUUGGGGUCUUUAUCAAUUGGAUAUGAACGCCGCUUUUCUACAUGGGGAUCUACACGAAGAGGUUUAUAUGAAAUUUUCAACUGGCCUAGACCCUCCUGCUCCUAAUUUGGUUUUUCGUCUCAAGAUAUCUCUUUAUGGGCUUCGUCAAGCUUCUAGACAAUGGUAUUCUCGCUUGACUACUGCCCUUAAUUUCAAAGGUUUUACUCAUUCCUUUAACGACUACUCUCUUUUUUACAAGAAGAAUAUUAAUUAUGUCUCUUUGGUGGCUGUCUAUGUGGAUGAUAUCUUACUCACAAGCAACAAUAUUAAGGAGCUCAAUGAUUUAAAAUAUUUUCUAGAUCAGGAGUUUAAGAUAAAGGAUUUGGGCAACUUAUCUUAUUUUUUGGGAAUGGAAGUCCUUCAUGAGCCCUCUGGUCUGAUUCUCUAUCAACGCAAGUUCACCCUGGAACUCCUUACUGAAUUUGAUUGUCUUGGUUUAUCUCCUACUUCUUCUCAUUUGGAUCCUUCUUCAAAACUCCAUGCAGGGGUUGGUGCUCCUCUUUCUGACCCUUUGCUCUAUCGUCAACUAUUGGGGAAACUCAAUUUUUUGACUCAUGCUCGUCCUGAUAUCUCUUUUGCCGUUCAACAUCUUAGUCAAUUCAUGCAGGAUCCUCGUGAGCCUCAUUUUUCUGUUGCUCAUCACUGUCUUUGUUACCUCCUUUGUGAUCCUGGUUUGGGCCUUUUUAUGUUUGGUGAUCCUUCUCUUGAUUUGAUUGCCUUCUGCGGCUCCGAUUGGGGUUCUUGCCCUGAUAGUCAUCGUUCGGUUAGUGGAUUUUUCAUCAGUUUGGGGGGUUAUCCUGUUUCUUGGAAAUCCAAGAAACAACCUUCCGUCUCUUGUCUUCUGUUGAGGCUGAGUACCGGUCAAUGA